GCGACAAUGAUGAUGAAAUUGAUACUCAAUCAAUUUCAUCUAAUGAAAAUGAUUCUCCUUCAAGGCACAAUAGUUUUACCUCUUCCACUAAUAUCGAUGAAUCAGAAUCAUCCACCAUUACACCAACAGUAAUUGAUGAUGACAGUUCCGAAGUUAACAGUGACAACGAUGCAUCUGAAUUACCCCCCGUUGCACCUCACACAAUGAAAUCUUCAAAAUCUUCUAAGAUUCCAACCAGAUCAUCUGCAGCAAGUUCUAACGCAAUUGAAAUUGAUAGGCCUAUAGUUAAUAACAAUAAUGACAAGUUCGAAUUAUCUGCCACUACCCCAACAAGUUCUGAUGGAAUUGAAGUUGAUGACCGUAUUAAUGCUCAAUCAUCAGGUUUACCAUUAUCUCCAGUAGAGCAAAAUGGAAAUAAUACUAGGAAAAAAAGACCAUCCGGAGUAAAUACUGAAAAGGCUUCUAAGAAACGGGCCAAAACCAAGAGCCGCAAAUAG
Racocetra persica is the source of this 497-nucleotide messenger RNA. NCBI's taxonomy places the organism in Eukaryota, Fungi, Glomeromycota, Glomeromycetes, Diversisporales, Gigasporaceae. The record is from the annotation of a GenBank genome assembly.